AUGGCAGAGGAGGAGGCCGAGCAGGAGGAGGGAGGAAUUCCCUUGUCACAGGCUUCGCUCCAGCAGCUGAACGUGGUGAAGCAGCAGCUGGAGCAGGAAGUCAGAAGCCUGUUGAACAACCAACAAGCACUCAGGGAGGCGGAGGCACGCUUUCAAGCGUCUAUGGAGACCUUGAAAUCGCUGUGCCCGGAGAACCAUGGCAAGCCUAUGCUCAUUCCUUUAACGUCAUCCCUUUACAUCGAUGGACAUAUGACGGAAACGAAAAAGGUGACAGUCGACGUCGGCACUGGCUACUACAUUGAGAUGUCAGUGGAAAAAGCACAGAAAUUUUGCAACAGGAGAUGCAAGCUGCUGGCCGACAACGCUGCCAGAGUCGAAGGGGUGCUCAAAGACAAGAGGAAGAAUUUGGAGACCCUCCAGAUGACCAUGCAACAGAAGCUGUGCCCUGGUUGGUACGGCCACUAG
This is a messenger RNA of Symbiodinium sp. CCMP2456, 465 nucleotides long. Lineage: Eukaryota; Dinophyceae; Suessiales; Symbiodiniaceae. The record is from the annotation of a GenBank genome assembly.